Messenger RNA from Radiomyces spectabilis, 2502 nucleotides. RefSeq lists its product as uncharacterized. NCBI's taxonomy places the organism in Eukaryota, Fungi, Mucoromycota, Mucoromycetes, Mucorales, Radiomycetaceae. Bases 318 to 2186 code for a protein of 622 amino acids. Gene Ontology annotation, cellular component: nucleus. The transcript has 6 exons. Gene Ontology annotation, biological process: poly(A)+ mRNA export from nucleus. The record is from RefSeq and is a predicted model, not a curated record. Gene Ontology annotation, molecular function: RNA binding.
AGGUUAUCGAAUAUCUCAUCUAUAAAUUUUGGAGUUGUUCGGAUGGCCUUUUAUUAUUAUGGACGCUGUCCAUCGAAACAUAUCAUUGCAUUUUCGAUUUUUUCCUAUGGUGACUUUUGAACAGCCUUCCUAUGUCAGCGAUGUGUUCAAGGAAUCGGAGACUUGAGGAUGGAAAAGAUUUGAUACAGCAUGAAUUUCUGUUCGUUGUGUCUGCCAGCCAAUCGGCGGUGUUUGAUUGGUUGUGGCGUUUAACAUGAAGCAGCAUUUUGGGAAAAAAGAAAUUUUUUUAAACUUUUUUGUCGUCUGAUCAACAAGACAUGGUCUCAGAAGACAGAAAGACAGAGGCUCCGAAAGGCCUUCUCGCCAUGUUUGGUGGAGGAGGAAAAACGGCGGCACAAUUACCAUCGACGACUGCCGCCACCAAAAGUUUCUCAUUCUCAACCAAUGUGAAGUCUACGCCGAUCGAUCAAAAAGAAUCAAGUGCAGGUGGCGGUGCUUGGCGAACGGCAGGACAACGGCGCUCGGGAAGAUCAUUGGCGUUGAAGGCGCGAAUGCCCGGAAAGACGGUUUCUAUCACUGCCAGCAAAGGUGCAGCCAAUGGCAUGGAUAGUGACGACGAUAUCACCAUGGGUGGCAUGGGAAAGAAGAAGAAUAAAAAGCGAUUCUCACCUUAUGGCCGAAAUCGACCCAAGAAAGCGGCUUCUGUUAUGCAGACGGCACCUGAACAACGGGUGGAUAUUUUGAUUCAAGGUUUUGCACCGGGUACUGAGAAUGGCUUGAUCCCAUAUUUGCAAAUGAAAUCCAAGAAACAGUGGAAUCCCGUCGAUGCCCGGGUCGAACCAGGCCAAAUGCUCCUAACGGUCAGCGAUCCCGCCAUUGCCGGAACGAUUACUCGCUUGGAUGGUUACAUUUUUGGAUCCGAACAGUUAUCCAUUCGCUUAUUCUCGGAAACCUCGGCGACCAACGAUAUGAUGGCUGACGAGCCUAAAAAAGUGACCACCAUCGAUACCUUGCGGGCGUUUCUUCGAUCUCGCUGGAACAGUGACAUGAAAUACUUGAAUUUGGACGACAUGGCCUCAGAUCCGAUCCUGAAAAAGGGCGGCAUUCGUCCUCCAGGCGCGUCUGGUGCCACCGAAGUCGUGGGCCCAGCCAUGAUGAAAUUAGCCGGUGAAAUGUUUGAAGAGGUUACGACGAUUUCCUUUGCUCGCAAUCGAUUGCGCAACGUUCAACCCAUUUCAGUAAUGACCCAGUAUCUUCCCAAUCUGCAGAAUGUUUCGUUCCAAGACAAUUUGAUUGGAAAGUAUGAAGGUAUCGAUGCGCUUAGUGGCACAGGCAAACUAAAGCAUUUGCGUGAAUUUGUGUUGCUCGGCAACCCUCUUCGAGAAUCCGAAAUUAAGCAACGGGGUAACGAUCGCGCGUACAUUCGAAACAUGGUCAAACGAUUUCCUACCAUGGUGCUACUGGACGGUGUGCCUGCGGCUCUCACGGAAGAAGAAAGACAGAGUGUACAAAAGAGCGGCAAAGUCCUGCCGCUGGAUACAAAAUCUAAUUUCUUUGACAAUGAAGCCAGCCAAUCGACGGGCUGGGAUUUCCUCAACCGUUACUUCCAAGCCUUUGACUCGAAUCGUGGGCCUUUGGCCGCUCUUUACGAUGCCAAUGCCAUGUUCUCUGUUUCCACUCGCCUUAAAUUACGCAAAGACAACAAAAUCCGACGACGAGAAAAGAAGAAGAUGAUGGAAGAUGAAGGUGAAAAAGUAACAUGGACCACUAUGGAUCGCAAUUUGGCCAAAUCCAGCUCAAAGACACCGGGUAAACAUUUGAUAUGUGGACCUGAAGCGAUUGGUGACGCACUUGUGCGAUUACCUGCAACGAUCCACGAUUUAAAGACGACCAAGGACUUUGUCAUGGAUGCGUAUCAGCUACCUCUGGGUCUUUGCGUCCAUUUGCACGGUGAAUUCAAAGAAGAUGAAAACUCGGGUCCCCUGUCUUUUGAUCGCACUUUUAUUCUUCGUCCAGCUAUUCCCGGUUCUCGUGCAAUGGCCGAAGGAUGGCCUUAUAUGAUUCUGUCGGAUAUGCUUUGCGUACGUGAUUAUGUUGGCAAUCAAGGUUUCCAACCUAAUCAGCAAGCUACGACUAGCAUCUUUGCCGCGUAUCCAUCUCUUCCUCAACCACCUGUAGGACAAUAAUAAGUUCAUCAACAUUUGCUGCAUUUUCCCGCCUACAACAUCCUCCGAAAAGCAAGUCACAAGAGGCAAAAAGCGAGGGUCGCUUUUUUAUAGGUGCAUCCGUGCGUAACACAAGCAAUCAUUUUCUUUUAUACAUUUUGAACCCUGACAAUAUUCCUCACUGAUUUUUCCAAAGUAGUUUUAGAUAUCUCACAUAUUCUUUUCCUUGAUUGACUGUUUAAUUUAUAAACGGUGUAAACUUUUUUUUUUACUAUUUUUUUUGUUGCGGAAAAUCAUUUUAUCACGAUGGUGCCUGCACAUAAACCGUUCUUCCGAG